GCCACUGGCUGCCAAUCUCAUUAGAGGAUUAUAAGGAUACGAUGUCAUACCCGGUGCUGAACAAACAGACACACAUGCUGCUUCCUGGCUGUCCUGACACUUUUCCAUUCAGCUGAAUUCAGCACUGCGACAUGGCAGCAGAUCUCCCACAGUUUUGGAUCUAAUGCCUACGUUUGGGUGAAAUCUGGACCGCAUCUUUCUGCGAUGAUGUCAGAGUCUGAUCCUGACUCAGUAACUGAAACUGAUUUUACCAGUAAACUGAAUUUGUCUCGGAUACAAGUGAACAGCCAGGAAGGAGGAGUCAUUUGUUCAGAAUGAAGCGGGUUGAAGUAUUAAUAUUUUAUUUCUUACUGAUUGUUUGGUGCGUCCGGCCUGUCGACGGUGACUUUCUGGUCUCAGAUGUUACCCAUGAUGAUGAUGCCCACCCCAACACCCUCACAGAAACCGAUGCUGAUGCACCGGACAGGAAUAUCCAAACAAACAGGGACAUACGGGACACGAGCAUGGAGACAAACUGGGACGAGCCAGAUAUGAGAAAGGACCACUAUGAGGAUGCUGACUGGCAUCCUCUUACCUCCUUUACGGAAACGCUUACCGACCUGACCCCUGACGCCCCACUGGUGAUACGCAAUGACAACACUGGCGCUGAAGAUAGCACCAACCAAACCUUCAACCAGACUAUCAGCAAUUCAUCAGCGUCAGAGUGCGGCGAGUUCAGCAGUCAGCUGAUGUCUAACGGACAAUGCCGACUGACGGCAACACUUCCUCCUGUAGGAAAUUCUCAAAAACGCUGCCCAGACAUGUUCCGGUGUACAGACGACGUCUCCUAUUGGCUCCAUGAGAACGAAAACAGAAAGGAGCAGCUGGAAGAGCUGAAAGAGACGAUGUCAGGACUCCAGGAGGAGCUGAGGAACCACCGGCAUCGAGUCAAGGCCCUGGAGAUGCAGGGUGAAGAAAGUGUUAACUUAAACUCAACCUUUCACCAGCGGUUGCGUUCUCUGGAGCGCCGUCACGCCGAGGCCGACACGCUGCUCCACGUGCACGCGGCGCUGCUGUACGAGCUGCAGGUGCAGCUCCGAAACCUGUCGGCAACCGCGCGCCACAUGAGUCACAACACGUGCUGCAAGGUCAACGUGAUCAGGACUGCGCCACCGCUCGGCAUGCGAGACACACUGCCGCCAGAUGUACAGCCCCUGUCUUUCUGUCCAUCAGACUGUGCGUCUCUGUAUCACAACGGUGUCCGUCGUUCUGGUGUUUACACCAUUGUCCUGUCACCAGGCACCGCCCGGCCGGUCUACUGCGACAUGGAGACCGAGGGUGAGACAGCUGGUGGAGGCUGGACAGUGUUGCAGCGGCGCCGUGAUGGGUCAGUGAGCUUCAACCGUGGAUGGUCUGAGUACCGUGAUGGCUUUGGCGAGCCGCGAGGUGAACACUGGCUGGGGAACCAGCACCUGCACCGGCUGUCUAACCAGGGCCACUACAGCCUCCGCAUUGACCUGCAGGACUGGAGCCACGCCCACAAACAUGCUCUGUACCACGCUUUCAGAAUCGAGGAUGAGGACAACCAGUACCGCCUGCAUGUGUCCGGUUUCAGCGGGACAGCGGAGGAUUCGUUCGGCUGGUAUCAUGACCUGCAGGGUUUCAGCACACCAGACACGGGCAACAUCUGUGCUGAGAUCAGCCACGCUGGCUGGUGGUUCCACCAGUGUUUCUAUGCUAACCUCAACGGUGUCUACUACAAGGGGGGGCACUACUCUCUGAAAGCUCAGAACUUGCUGGGGCCAGAUGGCAUUGUUUGGUUCUCCUGGAAGGAUUCAGACUUCUACUCUCUGAAGGCGGUCACCAUGAUGGCACGACCACAUAACUUCAGGCCACGCCUGUCGCCAUAGAAACACUCUCAAUGACACUGAAGGAUUCUGCAGCAGCAAAGAUGAUUUUUGAAAACAUUUUUCUAGAAAGUGACUGGUGAUUCUGCACAGGCUGUUUUAAAAGUCAUCGGCCACUGAAAUGUAAGCUGAUUCAGAUAUUUCUUCCAAACUAACUGCACAAAUAACUGCCCAAUGAGCAGCACUUGAGCUGAGCAACUAAGAGCUUCCAGAAGUAACUGUACCAGGAUCAAUUAUGUACUGGAAAUAUUCCCCCAAAAAUGCAUCAUUUCCUUCUGUAUAACUUUUUGCUUUUUUUUAAACAUAAAUGAUGAAUAAAACUGAUUAUUUUU
This is a messenger RNA of Haplochromis burtoni (Burton's mouthbrooder), 2218 nucleotides long. Its product is annotated as angiopoietin-related protein 7. NCBI's taxonomy places the organism in Eukaryota, Metazoa, Chordata, Actinopteri, Cichliformes, Cichlidae. The record is from RefSeq and is a predicted model, not a curated record.